AUGACAAUACGAGUAGCCAUCAUUGGCGCAGGCCCCGGUGGCCUAGUGACCCUCAAGACUUUGCUGGAGGCGUCCAGUCCCGACCAGCAGAUCGAGGCGUAUCUCUUCGAAGCUGAAUCCGACGUCGGCGGUACAUUCAACUAUCGCUCUUACGAGAACGCCGAACUGGUGAGCAGCAAGCAAUUAACAACGUUCUCGGACCACCGCUUGCCGUUGAAGACUCCCGAUCACGUCUCACUGCCUGAAUACGUCGACUAUCUCCGGUCUUAUGUCGAGCGAUUCAACCUGGGUCCGUUCAUCAAGUUCAAUUCUCCCGUGCUUCGCGUGUCUCCGCUCCCGAGUGGUUCUAAAUGGGCUCAUCAGGUGAGCUACGUGGAGGGCACGAGCGUGGACAAGGAGGAGAGAAUAUUUGACUGUUCUCAUAUUGCGGUUUGCACUGGUCUUCAUGUCGAGCCUAACAUUCCGGAUAUACCGGGUAUUGAGAAUGUCCAGGGUGAUGUAUUCCACUCAUCGCUAUACAAAGGCCGGGAUCAGGUCGCCGGCAAGAAGGUCCUAAUUCUGGGAUGCGGUGAAACAGCAAUGGAUAUUGCCUACGAGUCCAUUAAAGCAGAUGCGGAAUCGGUCACCAUGUGUUUCCGCACCGGUUUCCUCUCAUUUCCCAAGCAACUCAGCCGGUUCCAGGUAUUUGGCAAGGCCUUCAGUGGAGGCCUUCCAAUUGACGGUCUCAUCACCAACCUCUUUGAAACCGCCUAUGUCCAUAGGGCAGUCGCUCAAAGCAGAUUACGCUGGUUUAUUUCGGACUUUGUGAUUAAGCGAGUCCUUUGGUUCCUGACCGGAACCCAAGCUGGCAUGAAUCAGCAUGUCGGCGCCCUUCCCAAAGAGAGACUGGGAAGGGCCUUCGUCUUUCUCAACAAGAGUAAUAAGGCGAUGCCGUAUCUCAAUCGUCCUUACAAGACGCAUAAUCCUUUUUUAGCCUUCAUUGGCAACCGCUACAUUGACCCACCGGAAGAUGCGGAAUCCGACCGAGCAGUCGACACUUGCACCUGGCCGAAGUAUAUUGACGAUAACGGAAUUGUGCACUUUCAACCCAAUCACGACAGGAAGGAUUGGCAGCGGUUGAAGAACAGAAACAUCACGCCGAACUGUGUGGUCUAUUGUUCUGGCUACAAACAAACAUUCCCUUACCUCGACCCAUCAUACCCGACCGCAUCGGAUGCCCAAAUCCGAAACAUCGUCAAUCCUUCUCACCCAGACAUCGCAUUCAUCGGCUUCGUGCGUCCCGGCGUUGGCGCAAUCCCGCCCAUCGCCGAGCAACAAGCUAUGUGGUGGACAGCCUUAAUCACUGGCCGUAUGAAGAUGCCCAUGGAUCCUCCUCACUAUCAUCUUCUUGCCGCCAAAUCGGCUCGAAUUCACUAUGGUGUUGAUCACAGCGCAUACAUGAGCACAUUGGCCAAGGAUUUCGGCGGUGCACCAGGGUUACUUGAGUUGUAUCGUCGGCAUGGGUUGCAAAUACUGCUCAUCUACUGCUUUGGUGCAUCAUUUGUUACCUUCUACAGGUUGAUGGGGCCGUUUGAAUCAUCUGUUGCACCUGAGAUCGCUCGGACGGAGCUGGCCGAGACAAUCCUCCGACGAGGCUAUAUUGGAAACCUUUUCUUUGGCGUGAUACCGAUGCUGUUUUAUGGUCUCGUCAAUUCAGUGGCCUUGCUGCUCGAUUUAGUCGGGCUGCUUCCUCGUGAACAGGAGAUGGAGUGUGGUGAAGGAAUGAAGGGUAAAGCUUGA
Molecule: messenger RNA, 1779 nt
Organism: Penicillium atrosanguineum
Lineage: Eukaryota; Fungi; Ascomycota; Eurotiomycetes; Eurotiales; Aspergillaceae
Product: flavin-containing monooxygenase
Exons: 5
Coding region: 1-1779 (592 amino acids)
Molecular function (GO): NADP binding; N,N-dimethylaniline monooxygenase activity; flavin adenine dinucleotide binding
Source: RefSeq, a predicted model, not a curated record